AAAAUACACCUUUUGACAAUUCAUUGGAAUGUAUGUCUAAUUUACACUUUUAAAUACCUUUUUUGCUUGAGUGUCUGGUGGCAGCCACUGGAGCGGUGGGCGUGCUGAAGGAGACGUGAAGCCGCCACCACUCCGCCGAACCUCCUCUCCUCCCUGCAUCCUCACACAAGAACCCUGCAUCCUCCAUCAUGACGAUCGCUGCAAGGCACUGAGAGCAGACAGAAGAUGCUGACGUCCGACUCACUCUACCACUUCCUCCUGGCUGGAGCAUGUCUGUCUGUGUGUGGAGGUCCAGUCCUACAGCACCCAUCGGCAUCCAGGUCAAGAGAUGGCAGUCAUGUGGACGUGAGCUCACGUGGACUAACAUGGAGACCUUCAGGGGUCUCCAUCCAUAGCGACAACAAUUUCCAUGGGGAAUCCGGGCCGAGCACAUUUGAGACAAGAAAGAGGAUGCAGGAAGCUGCACGUCGAAGAAGCAUAAAGAAGAGCCACCGUGAAGCUUUGCUGAUUUCUCCCAGAACAAGGACCCCAAGAGACAUGGAGGACAUCAGCACACAUGACGAAGAUGCAGAGACAAACUGGACAUCUUCCACUGAGCAUUCAAAUUCAUCAUUUGGGAUCAACGGUCCUGCCUCCUCCAGGGCCAUUUCUUCACCUGCCUCCCCUCAGACCUUCAUGGCCUUACCAUUGUUGGCUAAUGAAGGUCCACUAAUGCCCACACCACCAGAACCACUCUUACCUGACAUUGAACCCAACAUGAUGCCCAAAGACGACAGCACGGAGAGCCUUUGGACUGAGGCGGCCAGAUCUGGUGGAGACACUGUUGCGCCGCCAUCUCAGGAGGACGCCACAGAGGGCACCAUGUCGUCUGAGGCCCUCCCUCUAAUUUUUGAGCCUCUGGAGGAAUCUGCGACGGACGGCGCCCAACAAGCCCCGCCCGACAACUCCCUGUUUCCCACUGCCACCAUGGUGACCCGAGGCAUGCCCCUGUCGGAAGCAGACCGGGAGCUGAUGGUCACCACGCAGACAGUCAAGGGAACCAUCCAGUCAGGCACCGUACAGACGUCAGACCUCGCAGACAAUGAGCAGAUUACCAUGGCGACGCAUCUGACUGUGCACAAAUCCCGAUCAGGGUUAGACGACAGGGAGUCUGAGGAGGACCCAGAUGAGGAGAAUUCAGAGGAAUCCGUGGAGGAAGAGGAAAGCGAAGAAGACCUGAUGGAGACGACCAAAACAUCCCUGACGCAGCCUCCAUACAGCCUCAUCCCUCUACCGCCCGUUUGGGUCCAACGCAACCAAGGCCUGAGUAUGACUGCGCAGCUGGGUGGCGCUAAUCAGAGAAAAGGCAGGUUACGUGUCGGGUAUGUUGGCUCCGGUGGGCAUCGGCAUCGCGGGGGCCCUGCUCAUCGUGGGCGCUCUCUACAGCGUCAGGAGGCUUCAGCGCAAAAGGAGGAACAGCUUCAAACACCAGCGGAGGAAGGGCAGACAAGCAGAGCAACCUCUGGAGGUCGGCACAAGCCGCCAGGAUCAGGCCAUGCUGUUGGCAGACAGCUCCGAGGACGAAUUCUGAUCAAAGAUGACACAGGUGUUGGAAGUCAACAUCGUCAUGACAACCGCAUACGUCACUCUUGAGUUGUUCCCCUGUGACUCUACACAAACAGUGUUCAGAGUGUCAGUGAAGGAGAGUGUACCCCCUCGCUUUGGACUUUUACACUUUGACCUGGGGGAAAAAAAUAAUUUAGCAGGGUGUAACCAGCGCAUAGAUUCGACGCAAGAAAGGGCUGAUUAAGUAAAAAUAAAUAUAAAAUAGAUGUAUAUAUUUACUGUAAAUGUGUCAUAUUAGUGUAAAGUUUACUUUAUGUUUCACGUGAAUUGUAUUUCAUAAGCAAAAUAGGUUGUUUGCUACUUAUGAGGCUAAAGCUAGUUAGCUGAGCGAAACCUUCUUGGUUAGACCUGCUCAGUGGCCUUGUGGUUAGAGUGUCCGCCCCGAGGCUGGAAGGUCGUGAGUUCAAACCCCGGCCGAGUCAUACCAAAGACAAUAAAAAUGGGACCUUUUACCUCCCUGCUUGGCACUCAGCAUCAAGGGUUGGAAUUGGGGGUUAAAUCACCAAAAUGAUUCCCGAGCGCGGCCACCGCUGCUGCUCACUGCUCCCCUCACCUCCCAGGGGGUGGAACAAGGGGAUGGGUCAAAUGCAGAGGAUAAUUUCACCACACCUAGUGUGUGUGACUAAAAAUCACACACCACAGCCGCCAACUUCAUUUAGGACAUAAGCUUAUCAAUUAGCUCAUGUUUUGAUUGUUAAUUAAGUUUGUACUUACCUUAUAAAAAGAACCAGGCCAGUGGGUGCCAAAUGUAGAAGUUCAGUCAGUGUGACAUUUCUCAGAUUUAACUCACUUUUCUCAGAUUUAGCACAUUUUCAUCACAUUUAAGUUUAAAUUAAACGUUGACUCUGAAUAUAUCUAAAUGUCAAAUGAAAACCUCACUAUGAUCAUGUUUUACCAUUUAGCUCACAAUUAAGACAUUAUUUAGAGCCGAAGGUCUGCUAGCUGCUGCAUCAAACUUGCAGUAUAUGACAGUGAUCGUGUCGUCUACAGCAAUGUCAUGUUCAUAUGUAACACAAUCAUGAAGUACGAGCGCAGUGAAAUGACGAAAGAUACAUACAAACAGAAAUAGGUGGAUUAUUGCACACCGCAUGCCUCGGUGCAAGAAUCAAUUCCAUUCCUUGUCAAACGUGGAAGUGCAGCGUCGACAUGUUUGAGUGUCUAAUUGUCUUUAUGCAACACACCCUGCACACUCACACAUUUGGAGCUAACAUUUAAAAAAAAAAAAAGCUACUUUUUUGUCAUUAAGCAUCAGUCAUGUUUCCUUCUUCUGCAGUAAGAAAGUUGGCAUCCUAUAAAUAUUCAUCUUUACACUUGGUGAGAGAUUUAGCGCUCGCAUUUAGAUGUAGAACUAAGAUUUAGGUUUAGAUUUAACAUAUGUAUAUUUAACAUAUCAAUUUAUAUUUAGGAUUUAGGUUUAGAUUUAACAUAUGUAUAUUUAGCAUAUCAAUUUAUAUUUAAGAUGUAGGUUUUGGUUUAACAUUUAGAUAUAACAUUUAGAGUCAACAUUUAAUUUAAACUUAAAUGUGAUGAAAAUGAGCUAAAUCUGAGAAAUACACUAUAUUGCCAAAAGUAUUUGGCCACCCAUCCAAAUGAUCCGAAUCAGGUGUCCUAAUCACUUGGCCCGGCCACAGGCGUAUAAAAUCAAGCACUUAGGCGUGGAGACUGUUUCUACAAACAUUUGUGAAAGAAUGGGCCGCUCUCAGGAGCUCAGUGAUUUCCAGCGUGGAACUGUCAUAGGAUGCCACCUGUGCAACAAAUCCAGUCGUGAAAUGUCCUCGCUCCUAAAUAUUCCAAAGUCAACUGUCGGCUUUGUUAUAAGAAAAUGGAAGAGUUUGGGAACAACAGCAACUCAGCUACCAAGUGGUAGGCCAUGUAAACUGAGGGGUCAACGGAUGCUGAAGCGCAUAGUGCAAAGAGGUCGCCGACUUUCUGCAGUCAGUGGCUACAGAGCUCCAAACUUCAUGUGACCUUCCAAUUAGCCCACGUACAGUACGCAGGGAGCAUCAUGGAAUGGGUUUCCAUGGCCGAGCAGAUGCAUCUAAGUCAUACAUCACCAAGUCCAAUGCAAAACGUGGGAUGCAGUGGUGUAAAGCACGUCGCCACUGGACUGUAGAGCAGUGGAGACGCCUUCUCUGGACUGAUGAAUCACGCUUUUUCAUCUAGCAAUCUGAUGGACUAGUCUGGGUUUGGAUGUUGCCAGGAGAACGCUAAAAAUUCAGACUGCAUUGUGCCGAGUGUAAAGUUUGGUGGAAGAGGAAUAAUGGUGUGGGGUUGUUUUUCAGGAGUUAGGCUUGGCCCCUUAGUUCCAGUGAAAGGAACUUUGAAUGCUCCAGGAUUCCAAAACAUUGUGGACAAUUCCAUGCUCCCAAUCUGACUGUGCACCAGUGCAUAAAGCAAGGUCCAUAAAGACAUGGAUGACAGAGUCUGGUGUGGAUGACACUUGAUUGGCCUGCGCAGAGUCCUUACCUGAACCGGAUAGAACACCUUUGGGAUGAAUAAGAACAGAGACUGAGAGCCAGGCCUUCUCGACCAACAUCAGUGUGUGACCUCACCAAUGCGCUUUUAGAAGAAUGGUGGAAAAUUCCCAUAAACACACUCUGCAACCUUGUGGACAGCCUUCCCAGAAGAGUUGAAGCUGUAAUAGCUGCAAAAGGCAUUGAACCCUAUGGGUUAGGAAUGGGAUGGCACUUCAAGUUCAUAUGUGAGUCAAGGCAGGUGGCCAAAUACUAUAUAUAUAGUGUAUGUCUGUGUGACUGAUCUUUUACAUUCAGCAUGCCAUAGCCAACGUGCCAAAGGCGAUAGCUCCUUCAAAGCAAAGUGUUGCGAUCUCAUCAAAUAAACUUGAAUUUUGUCGUUUUUGUCAGUGUAAAAAGCAUCUGGGUGACUACUUGUCACUUUUGUGCUAUUGAUAAGAAAUCAGUGAUGUUGGCUGCAAAAACACAACUUUGGUCGUUUUGUGUACGGCAUUUGUCUGAAAGGAACAAAUGAAAGUAUUACGUGAAAAGGAUGUCCGCCUACGUUUGGAGACUUUUGUUACACCUGCAAGAACAUUCUAUGUAUAGUCACAAGUUCAUGAAGUCCAUCUGUGUGAUUCAGUACAUAAAGUCUGCCUUUGCAAAGAUGAUUAACCAUACACACGGUAUUGUAAAUUAUUAUCUGAGCAUUGUUUUUUUGCAGGUUAAACUUUUCGUAUUGGAUUACAACAGAUUGUGCGUAAGUCAUUUUGGCUGUUGUCUCAAAACUACUAAUACAUUUUUUGUAUUGUCGCUGUUCAACUGCAGGUGUUCAUGCAAUAACACUGUUUGAGGGUUAAUGUGAUGUAAAAUAGUGAUUAUGUCUUAUGUGUAGAUAUUAAACAAAGGAAACAUAAUUCUCAAAAUAAAGACCUUAAAACUUCCACUACGCCCGGGAAUCGACUCAUGCUUCAAACAACAGAGACAACUCCAGUUUACAGCAUUAAAAAAAUCAAAUAAUUUAUUUCUGUGU
This is a messenger RNA of Nerophis lumbriciformis (worm pipefish), 5091 nucleotides long. RefSeq lists its product as uncharacterized. Lineage: Eukaryota; Metazoa; Chordata; Actinopteri; Syngnathiformes; Syngnathidae. The record is from RefSeq and is a predicted model, not a curated record.